Molecule: messenger RNA, 1133 nt
Organism: Chiloscyllium plagiosum (whitespotted bambooshark)
Lineage: Eukaryota; Metazoa; Chordata; Chondrichthyes; Orectolobiformes; Hemiscylliidae
Source: RefSeq, a predicted model, not a curated record
UCAUUUCAUUGAGUGAGGGGGGUUGGUUGUGUUUCGAUGUGGUGGAGAAGGUGGAGGGAAUUUAGACGUGGCGGCUGUAGGUGUCAGCUUGGAGGUUCUAAUGUUAAAUCAGGCAGUUGGCUCCGCCUACAGUCUAUGGGCAUUGACUGAGUCUGAAGGAGCUUUCGUAUGUGUGAUUAUCACCUCUCCUCGUGGACCCUUUCUUUGGGAACUGUUUCCUUUUCGUAUGUCACGAACGAUUCAUUUAUUAGUUAUGGACAUGCAUGAUCGGUCCAGGGCAUAUUCUUCAUGACGAUACCUGUCCCUGAUAGGGGUUGACGAGGCAUCUUUCCGAGCACGUCAGAGAGAUGGAACAGUCACAUCCUCAGGCACGUUGUUUCAAAAUGGAGAUUAACAGGAGAUUAUUCUUCACUGCACCAAGGAUGCUGACAAUGUGGUUGUUUUGUUCGCUUUUAAAGGACCGAGUGGGUCUCGCACAGGCUGAUGGGAUUCCAACGUCUUCACACUUACUGAAUGGAAGCCUGGGACAGUCAUUAGCUUUGUCAGUACAUAUUCCAUGGCCAGACCCAUUGAUACUUACUUGGGACUUCAGAAGUUCAUCCACUGGGAAAAAAAUUCAAAUCUGUAACAAAGCCCGAAACAACCCAGCAGAAUGUAGCAAUGGUUUUAAAGAGAGGUUCCGAUUAAACCUUGCCGACUACAGUCUGGAAAUACAGACUCUGAUGAAAAGUGACGAAGGAUGGUAUGAAGUUAAUGCAAGAUCAGGACAGGAAGUCCAUGUAGAACUGAUGGAAUUGCGAGUAUAUGAGCCUGUAUCAAAGCCAUUGAUACAGGUCACCAGUGUGACUCAUGGUGGGAUCUGUCAUAUUAACCUGAGCUGUUCAGUGAAAAGAGGCAGCAAUGUGACCUACAGUUGGUGGACAGGAGGAGAAGAGGUUAUAGGUGAUGAAUUCCACAACGUGACCGAUGAAAGCAGAAGGUUGAAAAUGUUUGCUUCCUCAAACUCUACCAGUAAAGCUUAUAACUGCACAGUGAGGAAUCCAGUUAGUGAGGAUACGGACAUGAUCAUACUCGAACCACACUGCGAGCAAGGUUUGUGCUAUUUAUUUAAUCUUUAAGGACACUUGCUGGUG